CUCGCGGGCACAAUUAUCACAUGCCCAAAUAGACCAAGCUGCACGCGAAUUUCCUUGUUGCUGCGGCUUUACCCCCUGCACACUGCUGAGCCCUUCUUCCUAGCUACUACUACAGAGCUUCUUCUUCCACUUCUCUGAGUUUUGCUCUCAUUUUUCACGAUGGCAAACACAAGUAUUGUUUAUCAACAGGCUGCAACUUCAGUGAUGGUUUCUCAUGGAGAGCAGCUAUGCCGGAAACCCAACGACGCCCAGCGGAAUCUGGAGCGCGGCAUCCUGGUGACCAUCUUCAGCUCCGCCGUUCUAAUGGACUACUUCGUCGACGGGCCUCCAUGGACGGAAGGGUCCAACGGCGGCCUGGUCUUCACCGCCACGCUGCUGCUCGCGUUCGCGACCUUCAUCUGCGGCAGCGCCCUCAUGCUGGUCGGCCUCGCCGGGCGCCUCUUCUCCGGCGGCCGCCGCGUCGCCGUCGUCUCCAUGUGCCUCGUCGUAGCUCUAUCCGCGCAAACCUUGCUUGGUCUGCUCAUCAGCGCGUUCCCGUACGUGCAAGACCUCACCAGUCUUUGCCGGUUGUGCAUACCUGAGCGUUGACCCCUAUAGCCUACUUAGAACCCUGUUUAGAUGGGACUAAAAUUUUUAAGUACCUAUCAUAUCGGAUGUUUGGAUACUAAUUAUAAAUAUUAAA
Molecule: messenger RNA, 682 nt
Organism: Oryza sativa Japonica Group (Japanese rice)
Lineage: Eukaryota; Viridiplantae; Streptophyta; Magnoliopsida; Poales; Poaceae
Source: RefSeq, a predicted model, not a curated record